AUGAGGCGGCUCGGCCUGCCCCUGCUGCUGAGCCUUAACACGCUCUGGGGCCGUUACUUCUUAGCAGCAGCAGCAGCAGCAGGGCCGUCGGACGCCGCCGCAGCAGCGGCCGACGCGGAGGCGGCCGCGCGCCAGGUGGACGCAGCGCAGCAGCAGCAGCAGCAGCAGCAGCAGCAGCAGCAGCUGGGCGUGGGGGGGGAUGUGAGCCUGGCGGUGCCGCCGGAGUGGGUGGCGGGAGCUCAGCAGCAGGCGCCGGCGCCGCAGGCGCAGCAGCAGCAGCAGCAGCAGCAGCAGCAGGGGCCGCGGGGUUCUUCGGGCCUGGAGGCGCAGCUGCAGCAGCAGCUGCAGCAGCAGCUGCAGCAGCAGGCGCAGCUGCAGCAGCAGCAGCAGCAGGCGGCGGGGCCGGCGGCGUCGGAAGACCUGAAGUCGCUGAGUUCGGGGUCGGGCGGAACAACAGCAGCAGGAGGGUCGGGCGCAGCAGCAGCAGCAGCAGCAGCAGCAACAGCAGCAACGGGGCUGUCGCUGUCGAGCACUCCUUACCUGGAGUCGGAAGCAGCAGCAGCAGCAGCAGGAGAGCCGCGGGACCUGCUGGCGCCGCGGGAGCUGCAGCAAGCCCCCGCGCAGGGCGGCUCUGCUGCUGCUGCUGCUGCUGCUGCUGCUGCUGCUGCUGCUGCUGCUGCUGCUGCUCUCGAAGCAGACGCUCUCCCCCCAUACAAAGGGGCUGAAGAACUCUUCGUGGGGGGCCUCCUCCUCUUCCUGGGGGGGGCCCUCAGCCUGCAAAACCUGCGGGGGCCCCCGGGGCCCCUCUUGGCUCUUUUUUUUGCCCUUUUGGGGGCCCUUUGUGCCCUUUUUGGGGCCUCUGCGCAGUUCAAAAGCAUCCGCAAAAGGACCAAG
Eimeria necatrix is the source of this 894-nucleotide messenger RNA. RefSeq lists its product as hypothetical. The record is from RefSeq and is a predicted model, not a curated record. The annotation marks the transcript as partial. The transcript has a single exon. NCBI's taxonomy places the organism in Eukaryota, Apicomplexa, Conoidasida, Eucoccidiorida, Eimeriidae.